Molecule: messenger RNA, 1341 nt
Organism: Penicillium waksmanii
Lineage: Eukaryota; Fungi; Ascomycota; Eurotiomycetes; Eurotiales; Aspergillaceae
Exons: 1
Coding region: 1-1341 (446 amino acids)
Biological process (GO): carbohydrate metabolic process
Molecular function (GO): polygalacturonase activity
Source: RefSeq, a predicted model, not a curated record
AUGAAUUUGUUAUUGGGACUUACUCUCUGGGUCACCCUGGUUGCAGCCUGGGUUGACAACCAAGGCACGACAUGCACUCUGUACCCUGAAUCCCUUGUCCACCAUGGCCAGGCUGUCGAUGACUCGCCAUCUAUCCAGCAAGCAUUUGAGAUGUGUGGCACUAACGGUACGGUCAUCUUCUCAAAGAACGUGUUCCAUGUCAACACCGUUCUCAACACCACCAACUUAUUGAACUGCGAUGUUCAUCUCCGCGGAGAAUUGCGCUUCUCUACCAACAUCCCCUACUGGAGAACCCAUGCCAUCAGUGUCGUUCUGCAAGAUCAAGUCACUGCCUGGCUAUUCGGAGGUACCAACGUGAACUUCUAUGGCGAAGGUGGUUUCUACAACGGCGGAGGCCAAGCCUGGUACAAUGCAAACAGGAACGAAUCGAACCAGCCCGGACGCCCGAUGAGUAUGACAUUUUAUAACUCAACCAACCUAUUUGUUGAUGGGCUGAAGAUCAUCCAACCUCAAUUUUGGGCCACAUUUGUCUGGGCCAGUAAGAAUGUAUCCAUGACCAAUCUGUUCGUGAACGCCACCAGUGACAGCGAGUGGUAUACGAUGAAUUGCGAUGGUUACGAUUCCUGGCAGAGUGACAAUCUCCUUGUGGAGAAUGCUACAAUUAUCACUGGCGAUGAUUGUAUUGCUGCUAAGGGCAACACCACAAACCUGCACGCUAAGAACAUUUACUGUGAAGGGGGUACCGGAAUCACAAUUGGAUCCAUUGGCCAGUACCCCGAGACCCCCGACUACAACCUCAACACCACAUUCGAAAAUGUUCACAUCAAGAACGCAAUGGAUGGAGCCUAUAUCAAAACUUGGCAAGGAACUCGCAUUUACACCCCUAGCAAUGGUGACUGGGGUGGCGGUGGUACUGGCUUGGUCAAGAACAUCACCUUCCGCAACUUCACGAUGGAGAAUGUGGGACUGCCCAUUCAGAUGUCGCAGUGCGUUUACUCAGCCGAUUCCAACAAAGGCUGCAACACAUCGAAGCUCCAGAUUGAAGACGUCAAGUGGCAAGAUAUUCGCGGAACAUCGCGAUUCAACAUUGCUGCGUCUCUCUACUGUUCUGAUGAGCGUCCCUGCCCCAACAUCACUUUCGACAACGUGAACAUCACAGGCGUCAACGCCUCGCUUGGUCUUCCGUACUAUGGCACUGAUAUUCAGCGUGAACUGUUCCAGUGCACAAAUCUCGUCAACAAGAAGGGCUCCGGCAUUCCCUGCAACCAGGCAGCCCCGAGCAAUUUUAGCCAGUGGAUCUAUGGAAACGUCGAUAGCUCCGGUUUGGCGACUCUGUCCUGA